GUUUCUAUCAGUUUCACCAUUGUCUUCUACCGUAGACAAGUCUUUCUUCUUCCUCUGAUCAAUUUUAUAGGUAUGCUGCAAUUAGUAAUACUGAAUCCCAAAAUGCUGACUCUCACCAUCUUCUUCAUCUCACUCCUCCAUCUCCUCCUCCCGACUACAGCCACCUUCGCCUACAAUGCCACUGGCAUCAUACUUCUCGACUGUGGAGCACGUUCCAACUCUAGCUCAUCGGACGGCCGCAACUGGGAUGCCGAUCUCAGCCCAAGAUAUUCCUCCUUCAACGAUCAAAACUCAUCAAUUCCUUCCAAAGCCUCCAAUCCAAACCCUUCAGUUUCCACAGUUCCAUGGCUCUCUGCUCUCAUCAUUAAAUCCAAAUUCACCUAUAGCUUUCCUGUCUCUCCUGGCCCAAAGUUCCUUCGUCUCUAUUUCUACCCAGCAAAAUACGAUGAGUUUGAUAUGACCGCUUCCUUCUUCAACGUCACUGCCAAUAAGUACACCCUCUUGAAAAAUUUCAGUGCCUAUAGGCAUCUGAGUCUGACCAAGGAGGCCUACUUGAUCAAAGAAUUCAUUGUUACUGUGUGGGACAAUGAGAUGCUUAAUGUAACUUUCAUCCCUUCUCCGAACUCUUCUGCUUUCAUUAACGGCAUCGAAGUCGUUCCCAUGCCAAGCAGCCUCUACUUAAGCGGUACGGGAAUCCCAUCCCUGAUAGCAGGCCUUCACCAAUCCUUCGCUUUGGAUAAUACGACCGCACUUGAGACUCUUCAUCGACUAAAUGUUGGCGGAAACCGCAUUGAGAAUGUAAAGGAUACAGGAAUGUACCGAACAUGGAGUCAAGAUGGAGAUUAUCUUCUCGAGUCAAACUGGACUACUCCACUUUUGGACAAAUCCAGACCGCUUCAUUAUAACAUACCGGAGUACACUGCACCCAAGGAAGUUUACACUACUUCUCGUAUGAUGAGCGAUAAUGGCCCGAAUCAACAUGUUUUCCAAAUAUUCAUCAACAAUCAAACAGCGGAAACAAACUUCGACGUGUUUUUUGAGAGUGGCGGCAACGGAUUUCCAAUGUACAGAGACUAUAUUACUAGGGCUGACAACGAGAUCCAAGGGAGGGACCUCUGGCUAGCACUGCACCCUGAGAACUCAGCAAUGGUUGAUGCCUUUUUAAAUGGUUUGGAGAUUUUCAAACUGAAUCAAUCUGAUGGUAACCUAGCUGGACCCAAUCCUGACUGGCUUUUUAGACCUACGCCUCCGGAGUCUCACAAGAGGUUAUUCAAAAGCCCAAAGAGUAAAGUAACAUCAACAAUUUUGCCAAUAAUCGGAGCUAUUUUUGGUGGUUUAGCUUUGUUUUCUCUCCUCCUGAGCCUUUUUGUUUUCCAGAGACGAAGAAAACUAAAGGACACAUCAAAGUUGUUUACCACAAAAACCACCCCAUCGCUUCCUUCUGAUCUAUGCCGUCACUUCUCAAUCACCCAAAUCAAAGCCGCCACUCAAGAUUUCAACGAUCAGUUUCUAAUUGGAAUCGGUGGAUUUGGCGACGUCUACAAAGGGAUUAUAGAUGGUGAGUCCACCACUGUUGCAAUCAAACGGUUAAAAUCUUCAUCAAUGCAAGGGGCCCACGAGUUCCACACCGAAAUCGCCAUGCUUUCGAAGCUUCGACACAUGCAUCUUGUUUCUCUAAUCGGAUAUUGUGAUGAUCACGGUGAGAUGAUAUUGGUGUACGAGUACAUGUCACGUGGCACACUCCAAGAUCAUCUCUACCGAACUGAGAAUCCCCCAUUAUCAUGGAAACAGCGGCUAGAGAUUUGCAUAGGGGCGGCACGUGGGUUGCACUAUCUCCAUAGAGAGACGAAGGACCGUAUCAUCCACCGCGACGUGAAAUCAUCAAAUAUACUGUUGGAUGAGAAUUACGUUGCCAAGGUGUCAGAUUUUGGUUUGUCGAAACUAGAUCCCACUAGCGCAUCGCAAACCCAUGUCAGCACUCAGGUGAAGGGUAGUGUCGGGUAUUUAGACCCAGAAUAUUAUCUCCGGCAGCAUUUGACCGAGAAAUCUGAUGUGUACUCCUUCGGUGUGGUCUUGUUUGAGGUGUUGUGUGGUAGGCCGCCGGUGAUCCAGGGCCUAUCAAAGGAGAAAGUUAGCCUGGCCCAUUGGGCCCGCCUCUGUUACCUAAAAGGAACCCUUGAUCAAAUUAUCGACCCAUAUCUGACGGACCAGGUUGAACCGAUGGCCUUGCAAAAGUUCGGUGAGGUUGCAGAAAAAUGUGUACGUGAUAAAGGAAUGGAACGGCCCACCAUGAGCGAUAUUGUGUGGGCCCUGGAGUUCACGUUGCAACUUCAAGAAACCGUAGAUAAGAAAAUGAACGGUAGUGAUGUGACCACCACCGAUGAUGAGUUCUUUGGUGGUUUAACUGAGAAUGUGGCGAAAUCUCAACAGUCGAUGAGUGGUACUACAUCAUGUAGCAUUUCUGCGAGUGAAUUGAGCUCCAAAACCAAAAACUUGGAGAAAGAUACAAGCGGGCUGAUAUUUGGUGAUGAAAGUUAAGGGAGAAAAUCGCUAUGCUCAAAUAUAAUGGUGCCAAGAUUUUGAUCGGGAAACAGGAAACCAGCAAAGGGUUUGUCUAUGGUGUUCUUAAUCGGUGCCAGUUUCAGUUUCCAAAAAUAGAUAAGGUAGACCCAAAUGCAUUCAAGGAAUCAAAGGAUGCUUAAAUUAGGAUUCCGAAUAACAGUUACUGGCUUUUUCGACCAUACCUCUCAGUGCUGCUACGUAUAUACAGUUCGGCGAAGGAGCAUAUUCUUAAAACCAGUCCAUAGGCAGUCUUUGCCACCGUGGUGAAGAUAACUUAAAUAAUGCCAUUGAAAGUACACAAGGUUGACUCCUUUAGUAAAAAUGCUUCUUCAACGAACAAAUCAGCCUAGAACCAUGUCCAUGGAUGAAUUUUUAGAAAUGAUUGUUGUUGAAUUAUUUCACCAACUUCAUCAUAAAAAAGUGGCUUAAUGAUGAACUAUUCAAGGCUUGGAUAUAAUGUAAGCUUCUCUAAAGAAAACGUUCUUUUAUGAAGAGUUAUUUAACGAUAUCAACAGGCUUUACGUACAGUCCACCUUAGAUCGAAAGCAUGGCAAAUUUAAGGCACCAUUACUCCAACAGUCCAUGGUCAUUCAUCUCUUUCCUUGUUGCGGUCUUGUUGCUUCUCCUUACCCUUCUACAAACAAUAUUCACAAUCUUCCUUCGGUCUUGAAAGUGCAGGAAACCAAAAUCUUUCAUCCAUGGAUUUGGCUCUUCAGCAUAUAUAUGAAUGAUGCAAUGACUCCUUAAUUAUGUCCAGAAUGUGUGAUUUGUUGAGCUAGUGUUUGUAAUUGUUGGUCUGAGUGCAUAAGACUCUUUGUUGAUUGUACAAAUUGGUGUUGGAUGUUGAUGCUGUUGUGUAUGUAACUGGCAUACAAUAUUUACAAUCUUCCCUCGGUCUUGAAAGCGCAGAAAACCAAAAUCUUUCAUCCAUGGAUUUGGCUCUUCAGCAUAUAUAUGAAUAAUGCAAUGACUCCAUAAUUAUGUCCAGAAUGUGUGAUUUAGUUGAGCUAGUGUUUGUAAUUGUUGAUUGUAUGUAUGAGUGCAUGACUAUUUGUUAAUUGUAUAAAUUGAUGUUGGAUGU
Rubroshorea leprosula is the source of this 3643-nucleotide messenger RNA. The record is from the annotation of a GenBank genome assembly. NCBI's taxonomy places the organism in Eukaryota, Viridiplantae, Streptophyta, Magnoliopsida, Malvales, Dipterocarpaceae.